UUUUCAUUUCUCUCUCUACGUGAAUUAUCCCUUUUCAAAAUUUUCACCCUUACCCUAAAAAUGGAUCCUUCUCUCUCUUCCAUUCCCAUUACCCCUCCUCCUCCGAUCCCUCCCUCACCCAUCAUUCCCGUCGUCUCAUCCGUCGUGGCUAACCCGACGACAACGACGACGUCAGUCGCCGGUGGUGUGCCUCCGAGUUUCAACCACCCUCCUUACUCGGACAUGAUUUGCGAGGCUAUUGGGGCUUUGAAAGACAAGAACGGGUCAAGCAAAAGGGCAAUAGCUAAGUACAUAGAGUCAGCUCACAAAGACUUGCCACCGACACACUCGGCCUUGUUGACUCACCACUUGAAGCGCUUGAAAAACAACGGUCUUUUGGUUAUGGUCAAGAAAUCUUACAAGCUUGCUUCCAACGCUAGAUCUGAUGCUUCUCUUCCGGAUUCUACUCCUCCAAACCCUCCCGAUGUUUCUCCUGGAUCCAAACGAGGCCGGGGUCGUCCCCCUAAGCCCAAACCCACACUUACCACUACUGCCGACCCUAACUCUCAGCAGCAGUCUCUUCCGCUUGCCGAUGGGCCUAAAAAAUCCCCCGGUAGGCCUAGAAAAAAUGGGCCCGUUGGUCAACUUGGGGUAAGGAAGGGCCGGGGUCGACCAGCCAAAAGUGGGCCCAAGAAGAGUCCCGGUCGACCGAGGAAACCGAAGACGGUAAAGUCAGUGGCGGGGGCUAAUGCGAUGAAAAGGGGUCGUGGACGGCCGCCUAAGGCCUUGAACCAGUUACCUCCACAGGCUGUUAUGCAGAUCCCGGUUCAACUCAUGGCUGUUCCUUAUGCUGAUACUGCUGCUGCUACCGCCACUGUUCCUGUCCCAAGGCCCAGAGGAAGGCCGAAGGGCACAGCUGGAGAUGCUUCUGGCGUUGUGGUCGCUGGAAAGCGGAGAGGUCGACCACCCAAGAUUGGCGGGGUCACCGCCGAGACUGUCAAGCUUAAGAAAACCGCUGGGAAGCCCGUCGGCCGCCCUAAGAAGACAACGGAUGGAGCUGAAUCAAAGGCGUUAGCUUCAGCAUGUGGAGAUCUUAAGAGAAAACUUGCAUUCUUUCAAUCAAAGGUGAAGCAAGCAGUUGGAGUACUAAAGCCUCAGUUCACCAGUGAAAGCAACAUCAGUGCAAUUGGCGCAAUCCAAGAGUUGGAAGGACUUGCAGCAAUGGACAUUAGCGCACCAUUUAAAGAGGAUGCUCAACUGCCAACGCCAACGCCAACGCCAGCACCAACACAACCACCGGUAUCACACCAUGAAGGACAAGUGCAUUAAUCCUUUCUUCCUGUAUGUUUAGCAAGAGCUGUAGAAAAUGUUCUGACCUUAGACACAACUAUGAUAUUUAUGUAAAGGGAAAUAGGAAGUUGCAGAUCUAAUUGUUAUUUGUUGUUGAGCUUUGUUGUUUGUGAAACUUUUUCAUGACUUUAAUUCUCUCAUUCCCUGUACUGAUUCCAAAUUUUCAAUGCGAAUUUGAGUACAAUUUCAUCGGCA
Messenger RNA from Durio zibethinus, 1524 nucleotides. RefSeq lists its product as uncharacterized. Gene Ontology annotation, cellular component: nucleolus; nucleosome; nucleus. Gene Ontology annotation, molecular function: double-stranded DNA binding; nucleosomal DNA binding; structural constituent of chromatin. The record is from RefSeq and is a predicted model, not a curated record. NCBI's taxonomy places the organism in Eukaryota, Viridiplantae, Streptophyta, Magnoliopsida, Malvales, Malvaceae. Gene Ontology annotation, biological process: chromosome condensation; negative regulation of DNA recombination; nucleosome assembly.